Molecule: messenger RNA, 309 nt
Organism: Striga asiatica
Lineage: Eukaryota; Viridiplantae; Streptophyta; Magnoliopsida; Lamiales; Orobanchaceae
Source: the annotation of a GenBank genome assembly
AUGAGCGGACAAACAACACUCGAAAGAGAAAUUUCCAAGCUCGAAGCUUAUACAGAUUUGUCGGUCGAUUUUGAAAUCCUGUUCAACCGCAGAAUGUUCAUUUCCCUAAAGGUGGAAUCACACCGUAGAGCUUUAAUUGACCGAUGGGUUGUAAAGAGUUUGAUGUCUGACGUUGAUGAUGAAGUCAAUCACUAUUCCAAGGAUGAGGAUUAUUCCGAGCAAGCUAAGGAUGAUUUGGAAAAUAUUGAUGAUGACAAUAUCGAGGACAUUAUGGAUGAUGAAGACGAUGUGGAUGACGAAGAAGAAAAU